CGACUAACCGACUCAAACAAGUCCAACAUACACACUCAUUUUUCAUCACUCAAACUUAUCAACUCUACUUUACUUUCCAAACUCAAACACUUCUCACUCACUCUUUUCUCUUCCCACCAAAACAAGACAAACCUCUCAAAAAUGCGUUUCAUGCUCCUCCUCCUCCUCCUCCUCUUUCUCCACCUAACCUCCCCUCUCUCCGUCGCCGGAAAACCACUCCCGGAAUACCAGGCCCUUCUCUCUCUAAAAACCGCCAUUUCCUCCGACCCACACUCCUCUCUCUCUUCCUGGAACUUCUCCACCAACCCCAACCACUGCACUUGGUCCGGCAUCACCUGUGACUCUCGCCGCCACGUCAUCUCUGUCGAUAUCUCGUCGUUGAAUUUAACCGGCUCUCUCUCUCCCGAUGUCUCUAUGCUCGGGUUUCUCGAGAAUCUCUCUCUCGCUGUUAAUCAGUUGUCUGGCUCAUUACCCGAGACUAUCAACUCACUCUCGUCUCUCCGAUCACUCAAUCUCUCCAACAAUGUUUUCAACGGAACGUUACCGAGUUUUAAUAAUUUAAAGAGCUUGGAAGUGCUUGAUUUGUAUAAUAACAACUUUGACGGGGAGCUUCCGGGGGAUAUUUAUAAUCUCACUAGUCUCCGGCAUCUUCAUCUUGGUGGGAACUUCUUCUCCGGCGGGAUUCCGGCGGAGUACGGCCGUUUUGCGGCGCUUGAGUAUCUUGCUGUCUCGGGGAAUGAGCUGACCGGUGUGAUUCCGCCGGAGCUAGGUAAUAUUUCGUCGCUUCAGCAUCUUUAUUUGGGUUAUUUUAAUAAUUAUUCGGGUAAUUUGCCUCCGGAGAUUGGGAAUUUAUCGAAACUUGUUAGAUUAGAUGCUGCGAAUUGUGGACUGUCGGGUGAGAUUCCUCGUGAGCUUGAGAAGCUUCAGAAUCUAGACACAUUGUUUUUACAAGUUAAUGAGUUUUCAGGCGCUAUUACGGCUGAAUUGGGUAAUUUAAAGAACUUGAGAUCGAUAGAUCUGUCAAAUAAUUUGCUUGUUGGGGAAGUUCCUCCAAGUUUUGCGAAUUUGAAAAACUUGACGCUGUUGAAUCUUUUUCGGAAUCAACUUCAUGGUUACAUUCCUGACUUAAUUGCUGAGUUACCGGAGUUGGAAGUAUUGCAGCUUUGGGAAAAUAAUUUUACUGGAAAUGUGCCUCAAGGAUUAGGGAAAAACUCGAAGCUUAGUCUUGUGGAUAUAUCGUCAAAUAAGUUGACUGGACCACUUCCACCGGGGUUGUGUUCUGGAAAUAAACUCGAAACUCUGAUUACUUUGGAGAACUUUUUGUCGGGACCGAUUCCUGACUCACUUGGUGAAUGCACAUCGUUGAGUCGGAUUCGAAUGGGGGAGAAUAAUUUCAACGGAUCUAUUCCAAAGGGAGUGAUGAGUUUGCCACAACUUACGCAGCUGGAGCUUCAAGAUAAUCUUCUCUCUGGUGAAUUUCCAGAGACCGACUAUGUGUCUGUUAAGCUUGGAGAGGUUAAUUUGUCUAGUAAUCAUCUUACUGGAUCUUUACCGUCUACUAUUGGUAAAUUUGUUGGGGUUCAGAAGCUUCUGCUUGUUGACAACAAUUUUUCAGGUCGAAUUCCUUCGGAAAUCGGGAGGUUGCGGCAGUUGUCUCAGAUUGAUUUGAGCCAGAACACAUUUUCAGGGGAGAUACCUAAGGAAAUCAGUAAAUGCCAGUUGUUGACGUUUGUUGAUCUCAGUCAGAAUCAGCUCACAGGAGACAUUCCAACUGAGAUUACAGAUAUGCGAAUACUGAACUAUUUGAACUUGUCACGCAAUCAUCUAGUAGGUAGUAUUCCAGCACCAAUUGCUACAAUGCAGAGCUUGACAUCAGUUGAUUUUUCUUAUAAUAAUCUUUCUGGGUUGGUUCCUGGCACUGGUCAGUUCAGUUAUUUCAAUUACACUUCGUUCCUUGGCAAUCCUGAGCUAUGUGGACCAUAUUUGGGACCCUGCAAAGAUGCUUCCAAUGGUCAUCAUUCACAUGGACUCUCAGCUUCUAUGAAGCUUUUACUUGUUAUUGGGUUGCUUGUUUGCUCAAUCGCAUUCGCUGUUGCAGCUGUCUUCAAGGCACGCUCACUCAAGAAGACAAGUGGUGCUCGUGCUUGGAAACUUACAGCAUUUCAGCGCUUGGACUUUACAUGUGAUGAUGUACUUGAUUGCUUGAAGGAGGAUAAUAUUAUUGGAAAAGGGGGUGCUGGGAUUGUUUACAAGGGGGUUAUGCCUAAUAAUGUAGAUGUUGCAGUGAAAAGGUUGCCAACAAUGAGUCGUGGGUCUUCUCAUGAUCAUGGUUUCAAUGCUGAGAUCCAAACUCUUGGGAGAAUUAGACACAGGCACAUUGUUAGGUUAUUGGGAUUCUGUUCAAAUCAUGAGACUAAUCUGUUAGUUUAUGAAUUUAUGCCAAAUGGGAGCUUGGGUGAGACGCUUCAUGGCAAGAAAGGGGGUCACUUACUUUGGGGCACCAGGUAUAAGAUUGCUUUGGAUGCUGCAAAAGGCCUUUGCUACCUUCACCAUGAUUGCUCACCCCUAAUUUUACAUCGGGAUGUAAAAUCAAAUAACAUUCUUCUAGAUUCCAACUUUGAAGCUCAUGUCGCUGAUUUUGGCCUUGCUAAAUUUUUGCAAGACUCUGAUACCUCAGAGUGCAUGUCUGCUAUUGCUGGUUCUUAUGGAUAUAUUGCACCAGAAUAUGCAUACACGCUCAAGGUUGAUGAGAAGAGUGAUGUCUACAGCUUCGGUGUAGUUCUCUUGGAACUUGUAAGUGGGAAAAAACCAGUUGGGGAGUUUGGUGACGGAGUUGACAUAGUUCAAUGGGUGAGAAUGCUGACGGAUGGCAACAAGGAAGAAGUGCUAAAAAUCCUAGACUCGAGGCUUUCAACAUUUGCCCUACACGAGGUCAUGCAUGUAUUCUAUGUCGCCCUGCUGUGUGUCCAAGAACAGGCUAUGGAACGCCCAACAAUGCGAGAAGUUGUGCAAAUCCUUACAGAGCUCCCAAGGCCACCCAACUCAAAACCGGGAGAUUCAGUGGACACCGAUACUGCCUCGGAGUCCUCCAGCUCCGCCACCAAAGAACAACAUCAGCAAUCUCCUCGGUCACCAACCGCCGACCUUCUCAGCAUAUGAUAGAAUAAUCUCUUUAAAAUGGGCGGGAAUAGCGGCAUUCUUAAGCUCUGCAUUUUCUUCUGUAUUUAUUUUUAUGUUUAAAAUGGAGAAAAGGAAAGGGAUUCUUACAGUAAACUAGUUGGUGUUAGCCUUUUACCGUAUUUUUUAGGUGUACAGCAAAGUUGUUGCAACAUUUUAUUAUGAAAAUGAAAAAUUGAUCUUUGUGAAAA
Daucus carota subsp. sativus is the source of this 3368-nucleotide messenger RNA. Its product is annotated as leucine-rich repeat receptor-like serine/threonine-protein kinase BAM1. Lineage: Eukaryota; Viridiplantae; Streptophyta; Magnoliopsida; Apiales; Apiaceae. The transcript has 2 exons. Bases 142 to 3159 code for a protein of 1005 amino acids. Gene Ontology annotation, biological process: protein phosphorylation. The record is from RefSeq and is a predicted model, not a curated record. Gene Ontology annotation, molecular function: ATP binding; protein binding; protein kinase activity.